AUGGCAGCGAAAGACCAAGAAUUUGAUAGAAAAUUACAUGAGUUGCUUGAGAGAAAGCCACCUGGAAUAAGUGCUUCAAAAAUAAAAGAAUUGACGAGAAUCGCAAUGACUAGUCCUAAGCAUUAUAAAGGAAUAGUAUACAGCUUACAGAAAUUCAUUCAGAGAUGCGCAGCCGAUUACAAAUUAGGUGCACUAUAUGUUCUGGAUUCAGUAUCACAGGCAGCACAAAGACAAAAGUCUAUGGCAACGGAAAAAGAGGGUGAUGGUAUUUCUUCUUGGUCAGGUGCUGAAUAUCUAGAGCGAUUCGAAAAAAUUUUAGAAGAGAUGUUUUCUAACAUCAUGCAAUGCCCGGAACACGAUAAGGAGAUAAUUCGCAAAAUAAAAGACGCCUAUUUUACCAAAAGCGCUGCAACAAAUCCAAUAGAAAGCAAUAUACCAAUAUCGGCUCCCACUACAAGUGGGCCGAUGGUUGGAGUGGUUCCUACUACGUCAAUUAACCCCACCACCACAAUAGAUCAAGCAACUUUGAAUCCAGCAACUCUAGAUUCUUCAGCAUUAUUGGCAACUUUGAGUAAUCUAACGCAGGGAACGUUGAAUAUACCAACUUUCCUAUCAUCGAAUCCGAUAACCGCUGCAACUUCACAACCUAUUAAUGCUGCUAUUGCUUUUAAUAAUACUAACUCACAUCCGCAGCAGAUACCCUUAUCUGCUGCACCACAGUUUUCGAACAUGAAUAUUACUACAUCUCAAUCCCAGUCCCCAGCACCUACAUCCAUGCCAAGGAACAAUGGCUUUUUACAACCGCCUGUAUCUUCAUCCAGUUACACGAAAGUUGUUAAAAAUCAUAUUAAUUCAACAAAAACCAAUGCGUCUGUAAAUGAUCCUCUUGAUUUUGAUUAUGGCGAUAUGGAUGAAGAUGAAGACUCUGGAUCUGGACCAAAAGGUGAAAUAAAUAAUACUGCAGAAAAUAUGACGAGUGCUAUAAAUGUGCAACCUAUAAAUGUAAAUCGACUGGCCACAACCACAGCGCCGACAAUGACUCAACAAUUUAAUCAGGAUCAAUUUCCAAUUAUGAAUAAUAAUCAAUACAUACCACCGCAAGGGAUUACUUCUACAGAUCCCACACCAACAUCGGUGCCACCUUCACUAAUUCCAUCUGGUCAGUCACAAAUUCAACCAAACCAAUCAAUGCCUCCAAGUAGUAUUGCCCCUUUUAACAACUACCCACCACCAAUAAACCAACCACAACCUCAACCUUGGGUUGCACCUGCGCAGCAACCUCCUCCUAAUAUUCCACUUCCCCAAGGUCAACAAUUCCAAUCUUCACCAUUUCCCGUGCCUCCGUGGAACGGACAACAGCCAAUUUCACAACAGCCUCCACCACCGUGGAAUUCAAAUGGGGGACCACCAUCUUUCCCAAUCCCUUCACAGCCACAACCCCACCCUCAAUCCGGUGCUCUUCCGGCCCCUCCGACACAAUUUCCAGGUCAACCUGCGCCACCACCAGGAUUUCCGGGACCACAACAUGGUCACCAAAUACCCCCUCCUCCAGGUCACUCAAUACCACCUCCAGGUAUUCCAGGUCCAUUACCGGGUCAUCCAAUGCAACACCAAGGGCCUCCUGGACCACCGCCACCUCCUCCAAUGCAACAAGGACAUCCUGGUGCUCCACCAAUGGGACAUAUAAUGCCACCUGGACCAGGUCCACAAUCACUUGGGCCAUUAGGACCACCAAACCCUCAAGGAGUAUCCAAUCAAAUGGAACCUCCCUCAAUGACCCAAGCGGAAGUUAGUAUCGCGUAUGAAGACCAAAGUAUCGGAAAGGAUUUUAUUAAAAUCUUGAGUAGAACACUUUACGUUGGUAGCGUAGCGGAUGAUAUGCCCAAGCAAAUGAUGGAAGAGAUAUUUUCCAAAUAUGGCUCAGUAUCUACUGUUACGAUCAAUUACGAGAAAAAUCAUGCAUUUGUGAAAAUGGAUACACGAGCAGCUGCCUCACGGGCAUUAGCGGGGCUAAGAAGAAAUGUUGGUCUGAAGGGAUUUGGACCUAAAGAUUGUUUUGAUUUUGUAAAUGGGGAAUCAUUAAUUCCUUUGGGAAGACUCACAGAAACCGAUCGUAAAUGGUUGCUCACAAGUAAAUGGGGUGGUACUAGUGGAAGACCUCUAAUCGGUGGAAUUGUAGUUGAAGAACCAGACAUUGUAAUUGGUGAAGGAUUUUCUAGCGGAUCCAGUAAUAAAAAAUUAGGACCUCAAUUUACUGAUAGAGAUCGAAGUAGAGAUAGACGGGAUGGACUUGAUAGAGACAGGGAUGUACGAUCAUCCCAUUCACCUGAUUCAAGGAAAUUUUCUGACGCAUCUCGGGAAGGAAAUUCACCUAGACAAAAUGAUUCUUUGCAAUGGGCUGAAAAUCCUAAUGAAACAUUACCACUUUCAGAAAAAGAACAUUUAUCAGAACAACAAAAAUCCUAUACAUUUCCUUCAACGGUUCAACCACAUCAAGGAUCACCAAAUGGUCAAGAUAAUCGAUUACCAUUACAACAAACACAAUCGGAUUUUAAUUCAAAACGAGAUAGUCCUCCUUCCCAAUCAAUUUCACACAAAAGAGAACGAUCAAGUCCUCAACGUGAAGAACAUUCUCAGUGA
Messenger RNA from Diversispora eburnea, 2640 nucleotides. Lineage: Eukaryota; Fungi; Glomeromycota; Glomeromycetes; Diversisporales; Diversisporaceae. The record is from the annotation of a GenBank genome assembly.